GAUCCGCGCUUGGUGGAAACCCUUUUUACUCUUUCCCUCUCUCUCGCUCGUAUUCAUCAUCGUCAUCAUCUUCUUUUUCUUUGAGGAAUUAUAACAAACAGGUGGUGGGAUUCAAAUAGAAGGAGUAAAAUUGGGAAGAAAAUGGAAGGGGAGAGGAAGAACGUUGGUAUCCUCGCCAUGGACAUUUAUUUCCCUCCUACUUGCGUUCGACAGGAAGAGUUGGAGGCUUACGAUGGCGCGAGUAAAGGGAAGUAUACCAUCGGGCUCGGGCAGGAUUGCAUGGCCUUCUGCACAGAGUUGGAAGAUGUGAUCUCCAUGAGCUUGACGGUUGUCACAUCCCUCCUCGAGAAAUAUCAGAUAGAUCCAAGUUCCAUUGGCCGCCUAGAAGUGGGAAGUGAGACUGUGAUAGACAAGAGCAAGUCUAUAAAGACAUGGCUGAUGCAAAUAUUUGAGGAAUAUGGCAAUAGCGAUAUUGAAGGAGUUGACUCAACAAACGCUUGCUAUGGGGGGACAGCUGCUUUGCUUAACUGUGUGAAUUGGGUGGAGAGCAACUCAUGGGAUGGCCGUUAUGGACUUGUUGUUUGCACCGACAGUGCGGUUUAUGCAGAAGGACCAGCUCGGCCUACUGGAGGUGCAGCUGCUAUUGCAAUGCUGAUUGGGCCAAAUGCUCCUAUUUCUUUUGAAAGCAAAUUAAGGGGAACUCACAUGGCUCACGUUUAUGACUUUUACAAGCCUAACCUUGCGAGUGAAUAUCCGGUUGUUGAUGGGAAGCUAUCACAGACGUGUUAUCUCAUGGCGCUUGAUUCUUGUUACAGGCUGUUGUGUAACAAGUAUGAAGGUCUUAAAGGAGAACAAUUUUCAAUUUUUGAUGCAGACUAUUUUGUUUUCCAUUCACCGUACAACAAGCUGGUCCAGAAAAGCUUUGCUCGUUUGUACUACAACGAUUUCUUGCGAAAUUGCAGCUGUGUUGAGAAGGACGCGAGGGAAAAAUUGGCGCCUUAUUCAAGCUUGUCUAGCGAGGAAAGCUACCGAAGCCGUGAUCUUGAAAAGGCCUCACAACAAGUCGCAAAGCACUCGUACGAUAAAAAGGUUCAACCGUCCACUUUGCUACCUAAACAAGUUGGAAAUAUGUACACUGCAUCACUUUAUGCAGCAUUUGCAUCGCUCAUUCACGACAAGCACAAGACUCUGGAUGGGCAACGGGUCGUUAUGUUCUCGUAUGGUAGCGGGCUGACUUCGACAAUGUUUUCGCUCAAACUUAAUGAAGGGCAACAUCCGUUCAGCCUAUCAAACAUUGCCGAUGUGAUGAACAUGUCGGAAAAAUUGAGUAAACGGCAUGUGUUCUCCCCCGAGAAAUUCGUUGAGAAUAUGAAGAUUAUGGAACACCGAUACGGAGCGAAGGAUUUCGUGAACAGCGACAACACGAGCCUGCUAUCGGCUGGAACGUUCUACCUCACCCACGUCGAUUCAAUGUAUCGGAGAUAUUAUUUGAAGAAGGGCGAGAACGAGGUUGCCAACGGCAAGAUUGCUCCGAAUUCCCUGGUUCAUUGAUGAAAUGAAUGUAAAAGCAGCCGUCGAUUCCAGAGGAAUAGUCACCUGUCGGAAACUAGAUUGGAAAGCUCGAAUUGGUCAUUUGCUUCAACUAUCUUGUAGCUGCAUGUUGCUUAAAGUUUGUAAAAUUCCAGCUUCCUAGUUAAUGUUAUGUUCAGUAAGCAUAUCCAAUCUUUUGCUACUAUGUAUUGUUCAUUCCACUCUGAUUAGCAAGCAAGAUGGUUAUCAUUCUCUAGUACA
Ananas comosus (pineapple) is the source of this 1791-nucleotide messenger RNA. RefSeq names its product hydroxymethylglutaryl-CoA synthase-like. Lineage: Eukaryota; Viridiplantae; Streptophyta; Magnoliopsida; Poales; Bromeliaceae. Gene Ontology annotation, biological process: acetyl-CoA metabolic process. Bases 142 to 1551 code for a protein of 469 amino acids. The record is from RefSeq and is a predicted model, not a curated record. Gene Ontology annotation, molecular function: hydroxymethylglutaryl-CoA synthase activity. The transcript is spliced from 12 exons.